This is a messenger RNA of Apis laboriosa (Himalayan honeybee), 3200 nucleotides long. RefSeq names its product nucleolar protein dao-5 (gene Nopp140). Gene Ontology annotation, cellular component: nucleolus; nucleoplasm. NCBI's taxonomy places the organism in Eukaryota, Metazoa, Arthropoda, Insecta, Hymenoptera, Apidae. The coding region runs from base 121 to 2262 and encodes 713 amino acids. The record is from RefSeq and is a predicted model, not a curated record. The transcript has 4 exons.
CAUCUUCGAUCAACGUAAUUCGCGUUCGAUUGUAGCGCCAUACAUAUAAGAAUGGAGAACGUGUGUGAUUAUCGUGCAUCCAAUUGCGGUUAACUUUCAAGCUCUUUUCACGCGUCCAUCAUGGCAUCCACUGAAGAACUGAGUGUCUCUGCCCUUGUAUACGAUUAUUUAUUGAAAAAAGACGCGUCACUGGCAAAGGUUUUUCAAAAGAAAACGAAAGCGCCCACAUUACCAAAAGGUGCACCAACAAUUCUUGAUGUAUACCAACAUUAUCAAAAAACAUCUCAGAAAAAAUUAAAUGUAAAAGCACAAGCUAAAGAUAGCAGUUCAGAUACAAGUUCAGAAAGUGAGGAAGAAACACCAAAAAAAAUUUCUCAAAUAAAUGGUAAAACUACAGUUAAUGCUGUAAUAAAUAAUAAAAAAAAUGAAUCUUCUUCAGAAGAUACCUCCAGCGAAAGUGAAAAAGCACUCAAAGUAGUUACAAAAGCUAAAACUGCUGUUAAAACAUCUAAAGCAUCACCUGUAAAGAAAAAAGAAAGUACAGAUGAAAGUUCUUCAGAAGAGGAAGAAGAGACACCAAAAACACAACCUAAAGCAGUAUCAACACCUAAAAUAUCUAAAGAGCAAAAAUCUUCAGAUGAUUCUGAUUCAGAAAGUGAAGAAGAAUCUAAAACAAACAUAACCGCAAAAACAAAUACAAAAUCAAUUAUAACAUCUAAGGCAAAGGUUGGAGCCAAUCAAAAGGAAUCUUCAAGUGAAGAUAGUAGUGAAAGUGAAGAUGAAAGUCCAGUUAAGCCAGUAUUAAAAAAAGCAACGCCUAUUUCACCAACAAAAACAAUAGCAAAAAAGGAAGAAUCUUCCAGUGAUGAUUCUGAUGAUUCGUCAGAAGAAGAAAAUGCUAAACCACAAUUACCAAUUAAACCUAAAUCAGUUAUAAAAUCUGCCAAUGUUACUAAACCACAAGAAUCAUCAAGUGAUGAUACUGAUGAUUCAUCAGAAGAAACAACUGUUGCAAAGACAUCAGGUAUUAUUUCUAAAUCUAAUCAAGAAAAGAAAAAACAAGAAAAAAAUGUUCAACAAAAGAAAGAAGCAAUAAAAGUUGGAAAACAAAAUAAAGGUUUAGUUACUAAAUCAACAGUAACAGUGACUAAAGAAGAAUCAUCAUCUAGUGAAGAAAGCAGUGAAGAAGAAGCUAAAAAAACUAACAUUCUUCAAUCAACAUCAGUUGCUACUAAAAAGGUUCCAUCUAAAAAGGAAGAAUCUUCUAGUGAAGAUAGUAGUGAAGAAGAACCACAAGUUAAAAAGGUCCAACCAGUAGCACCAUUUUCAUUCAUCACAAAAAAUGUUCCAGUUAAGAAAGAAGAGUCUUCUAGUGAAGAUAGCAGCGAAGAAGAACCACCAGCCAAAAAAGUUGCUGCUUCAGUAGCACCAAUAACACCAAAAAAAGUAUCUGUUAAGAACGAAGAAUCUUCUUCUAGUGAAGAUAGCAGUGAAGAAGAAGAACCAUCAACCAAAAAAUCUGUUUCUGCCAAAGUAACAUCAACUAAUACCGUAAUUAAGAAAACUGAAUCUUCUAGUGAAGAUUCUGAUGAUUCUGAUGAAAAUGAAAAAUCAGUUACAAAAUCAACAACAAAAUCAAUAGGAAAGAAAGAUGAGUCUAGUUCUGAAGAUUCAUCCGAAUCUGAAGAUGAAAAACCAGUACCUACCAAAACACCAGUACCUAUAAAAACAAUUACGAAAACUGAUGCUAAAAAGGAAUCAUCCAGUGAAGAUUCUGAUUCAGAUUCAUCAGAAGAAGAAAAACCAAAAACAAUGCCUAUUGUUUCAAAAUCAAAAACAACAGAAAUUAAACAAGAUACAGAAGAAAAAUCACAAAAAACACCUAAAGCUGAAAAAAGGAAACAUAAAGAAAUAGAACAAGAAAAAGAUGAUGAGGAUACAGGAAAACCUCCAGUAAAAGCUCAAAAAAAUAACUAUAGUAAUUUUGUAAAGGCAAACAAUAGUUUUAAUAAUGACAAGCAACCAAAAAAUACUCCAUUUCGUCGUGUAAAGGACGAUGAGGUAGAAUUGGAUCCCAAAUUGGCAAACAAUUCUUUUGAGGCAAAGAAAGGUGCUCGUGGUUCUUGGGGAGAAAAAGCGAAUCAAGACCUCAAAUACACGAGAGGAAAGUCAUUUCGUCACGAAAAGACGAAGAAAAAACGUGGUAGCUACCGCGGCGGUCAAAUAGAUACUAGCGUCAAUUCUAUUAAGUUUGACGAUUGAAUAAACAUUAUAUUGUAAAAUAUAAAUGAACAUGUUUUAACAUUAGUAACGUAUAUUUAGUUAAGUGAACAGAUAGAAGAAUAUUAGAACUGUUUAAGUUUUCCUUAAUAAGACACUUUGUUAAUAUCUUUGAAAACACACAUUAACACUAUGUUACAAUCAUAGAAUAUAAAUUUUAUUCAUUUUAUUAUUACAUAAGUUAUUUUCACGUAGUUCUUUUUUAAUAAUUAGUAUCUAUAAGACUGCAAAUUAAAUAUAUUUGACGAAAAUCUCUACCACUUAUUUUAAUAUGAGGAGUAUAAUUUAUGAAAGAUACUUCGAUACUGACUAGCUUUUGAAAAAUUAAUGAAUGUUGUCUAUUGCAAUAUGUAACAUAUUUCAUAAAUUAUCCUUCCUAGAAUUCAUAGGAAAUUUGAUAGAUAUCAUUUAAAUUUGCUAAUUAAAACUUGUAAAAGAUGUUGCUUAAAGGAAUCCUAGCUUUACUUAUCGUCAAAUGUAUCUGGAAAAAAUUUUCUGAAGAUACAUUCUCAACGGUUUUCAAUAGAAAUGUGUUUUGACAUUGCUUUUUUAUAAUUAAUAAUAAGAACUUGCGAUAAUGUCAAAUCGUUCACAAUCAUAAUGAACUCUGGUCAAAAAUUCAAAUUAUAAAAUACUAAAUUUGCAAACUAAUGUUUAUAUGUAUAACAGCUAAUAUUUAAAGAAAUUUUAUAAUUAAUUUAUACACAAACAAUUCGAUAAAUCUAAUUGGCAAUCACUUUAAAUAAAAAAAAAAAACAAUAUCAACACGCAAUUUUGGGUAUUUGUUGAAUUCUCAUCAUUGUUCGUUUAAAAACACGUAUACCUUAUCAUACAUUAUCACGAAAUAAUUAAAAACAAUUUAUCUUUAUUAUAUUAUUAUUUUAAUCUUCGUAUCUGCGUAAAUAUUAUCUUGAUAUUUC